AUGUCUUCAAGUAAUCAUCUUCCUAGUCGCCGAAAGGAAAUCGAUGUUAUGAAGUUGCUCAAAGCAUCCCAAAAGGUGUACUUGUCUAAGAACAUCUCUGAGUUCUGGGUUGAGUUUGUCGGCCCCGAGGGCACCCCGUAUGAAGACGGAACGUGGAUCCUACACGUGCUUCUCCCUCCUGAGUACCCUUUCAAGUCCCCAUCCAUCGGAUUCGCGAAUCGGAUUUGGCACCCCAACAUCGACGAGACCAGCGGUAGCGUCUGCCUGGACGUGAUCAACCAGACCUGGACGCCGAUGUACGAGCUCAAGAACAUCUUUGACGUCUUCCUUCCUCAGCUGCUGCGCUAUCCCAACCCAGAGGACCCGUUGAACCCCUCUGCCGCGGCACAGCUGCAGCGCGACCCCACCGGCUACGUCUCCCACCUUCAGGAGCACGUCGCCGCCCACGCGACGCGGGAGAAGGCGCUCGCGAGCAUCCCAACCCCCUACGGGCCGCCCUCCCCUCAUGAGACGGGGGGGGGGACCUUCUCUUCCACCGAGGGGUUCAACGUGAACGGCCACCCCCCUGCCCAAACCCCUCCGGAGGGCGCUGUGGACGGGAUGGGGAACGGUACCAGGGGGGAGCUGGACGAUAUCAGGGUCGGCCAACUCUAUCCAAGGGAGGAGGAGGAGUACAUCCCCGAAGAGAUCGAAUUGUGA
Messenger RNA from Phytomonas sp. EM1, 699 nucleotides. The record is from the annotation of a GenBank genome assembly. Lineage: Eukaryota; Euglenozoa; Kinetoplastea; Trypanosomatida; Trypanosomatidae.